AAAGGCUGAUGAGAGAGAAAAACUCAUGAGGUUUUGCUCUUGGGAAAGUUCUUCAGUGGAUGGGAUCUUGGCUCACAGGGAAAGAUGUCAGGCUCGUUCUGGCUCUUUCUCAGCCUCGUUGCUGUAGCUGCGGCUCAAUCCUCCACAACUGAGGGAGAAGCCAGGGAAUUUUUGGAUAAGUUUAACUCUAAAGCUGAAAACCUGUCUCAUGAAAGUGCUCUUGCUUCUUGGGAUUAUAACACCAAUAUCACCGACAAGAAUGCCCAAAAAAUGAAUGAAGCUGACAGCAAGUGGUCUGACUUUUAUAAAGAACAGUCCAAGCUUGCCCAAGCUUUUCCACUGCAAGAAAUUCAGGAUUCUACAAUCAAGCUUCAAUUGCAGAUCCUUCAGCAAAAUGGGUCAUCAGUGCUCACAGCAGAAAAGAGCAAACGAUUGAGCACAAUUCUAACUACAAUGAGCACCAUCUACAGUACUGGAAAAGUUUGUAACCCAAAUAAUCCACAGCAGUGCUUCACACUUUCAGGCUUGGAAGACAUAAUGGAGAAGAGCAAAGAUUAUCAUCAAAGGCUCUGGGUUUGGGAAGGCUGGAGGUCUGAGGUCGGCAAGCAGCUGAGGCCAUUAUAUGAAGAGUAUGUGGUCCUGAAAAAUGAGAUGGCAAGAGGAAACAAUUACAAGGACUAUGGGGAUUAUUGGAGAGGAGAUUAUGAAACAGAGUGGGGAGAUGGCUAUAACUAUAGCCGCAACCACUUGAUGGAAGAUGUGGACCGUAUCUUUUUAGAGAUUAAACCAUUAUAUGAACAACUUCAUGCUUAUGUCAGGGCAAAGCUGAUGAAUGCCUAUCCUUCCCGUAUCAGUCCGACUGGAUGCCUCCCUGCCCAUUUGCUUGGUGAUAUGUGGGGUAGAUUUUGGACAAAUCUGUACAAUCUGACAGUCCCCUUUGAACAGAAACAAAACAUAGAUGUUACUGAAACAAUGAAGAAACAGUCCUGGGAUGCAGAUAAGAUAUUCAAGGAGGCUGAGAAGUUCUAUUUGUCUGUUGGACUUCGUAAUAUGACUCCAGGAUUCUGGAAUAAAUCCAUGCUAACUGAGCCAAGCGAUGGCCGGCAAGUGGUCUGCCACCCCACAGCUUGGGACCUGGGGAAGGACGACUUCAGGAUCAAGAUGUGCACAAAGGUGACAAUGGAUGACUUCCUGACAGCCCAUCAUGAGAUGGGACACAUCCAGUAUGACAUGGCAUAUGCCAAACAACCCUACCUACUAAGAAAUGGAGCUAAUGAAGGAUUUCAUGAAGCUGUUGGGGAAGUCAUGUCACUUUCUGUAGCUACACCCAAGCAUUUGAAAGGGAUGGGUCUUCUGCCGUCUGAUUUUUCUGAAGACCUUGAAACAGAAAAAAACUUCCUACUCAAACAAGCACUUAAUAUUGUUGGAACUCUACCAUUCACUUACAUGUUAGAAAAGUGGAGGUGGAUGGUCUUUGAGGGUAAAAUUCCUAAAGAGCAGUGGAUGGAAAAGUGGUGGGAGAUGAAGCGAGAAAUAGUCGGAGUGGUGGAACCUCUGCCCCAUGAUGAAACAUACUGUGACCCCGCAUCUCUGUUCCAUGUUGCUAAUGAUUACUCAUUUAUCCGUUAUUUCACAAGGACCAUUCUUGAAUUCCAGUUUCAAGAAGCCCUCUGUAAGAUAGCUAAACAUCAAGGUCCCCUGCAUAAAUGUGAUAUCUCAAAUUCCACUGAAGCUGGGAAGAAGCUGAAAGAUAUGCUGGAACUUGGAAAAUCAAAACCCUGGACCCUCGCACUGGAACAGAUUGCAGGAACAAAAGAAAUGGAUGCAAAACCACUGCUCAACUAUUUUGAGCCUUUGUUUAGCUGGCUGAAAGAGCAGAAUGGGAAUUCUGUGGGAUGGUCCGCCGACUGGAGUCCAUAUUCUGAGCAAAGCAUUAAAGUGAGGAUAAGCCUAAUAUCAGCUCUUGGAGAAAAAGCAUAUGAAUGGAAUGACAAUGAAAUGUACUUGUUCCGGUCAUCGGUUGCAUAUGCCAUGAGAGUGUAUUUUUCGAAAAUGAACAAGACGAUUCCUUUUAGGGCAGAGGAUGUGAGGGUGAGUGAUGAGAAAAAAAGAGUCUCCUUCAAGUUCUUUGUCACUUCACCUACAAAUAUAUCUGACAUCAUUCCUAGAAGUGAAGUUGAAGAUGCCAUCAGGAUGUCCCGGAGUCGUAUCAAUGAUGCUUUUCGCCUGGAUGACAACACCCUGGAGUUUCUGGGUGUUCAGCCUACACUAGGACCCCCUUACCAACCACCUGUCAGCAUAUGGCUGAUUAUUUUUGGAGUUGUGAUGGGAGUGGUAGUGAUUGGUAUCGGCGUGCUCAUCUUCACUGGGAUCAGAGACCGAAAGAAGAAAAACCAAGCAGAAAAUGAAGAAAAUCCUUAUUCUUCUGUGAAUUUCAGUAAAGGAGAAAAUAAUCCAGGAUUCCAAAGUGGUGAUGAUGUUCAAACUUCAUUUUAAAAAAAUCCAUUUUAUUCCCUCUUGAGGUGAUUUUUUAUUGCAUGUCAAUGUUAAUUUCACACUAAAGAAAAUAUGAGAUUAUAAAAAUGUCAUUAAACAUCAAAACCAUGGCUCUGUUCAGGAAAAUUGUCCAAAGAAGACAUGCCGAGGCCUAGAGGCCUCUUUACUUGCAUUGCUUUUAGUAUUUACUUCUGCCUCAAAUUUGAGAAAGUGUGUCUUUGGUAUUCCAGGCUGUUCAGGGGCAAUGGAAAUACAAAUGUUUGUUGUGUUGCUGGAGUUGGGGGGAAAUGGCGGGAGGAUUCAGUGUAAGAGCUAAUAUGGAGUCUGGAUGGAGGGCUUUUAAGAACAGUGAAUGUAAACUGAUGGAGCUGCAGAUAUUGAGAAUGACACACAUUGUCCACUUUAUUUUAAUUCAUGUGUAGAGUAUGACAUGUUAUCUUCAUAUCAACUUAAAUCUAAGUACAAUAGCAAUUUUCCCAGUCAUGAUUGGACUAGACCAUGUGUUUCUCGGGGUGACAAGGCUGAAGAAGAGAGAAGAAUCCAGAGUGUCAGAAGAUGUUGCCUUCUCACUUCCGAGCUACUUGAUCAUCAUCUCCCUGAUAAUAUUAAAGUAGCCUCUGGGGCCUCCAUGACACUGCCCCCACCUAGCAUACCUGGUAGAAACUCACUUCCAUUGUCCUCUUCCUAUGGAGUGAGUGGAAAUCCAACUGCAUGUCACCUCUGAAGUUGGCACUUAAUCUCUUAAAUCUUUUGUUUUAACCCACAAUGUUUGAGUAGCACUGAGCACAAAGCAUAUACUCAAUAAAUACUCGAUUUGCACACUC
This is a messenger RNA of Pipistrellus kuhlii (Kuhl's pipistrelle), 3320 nucleotides long. It is a transcript of the gene ACE2, whose product is annotated as angiotensin converting enzyme 2. The coding region runs from base 85 to 2496 and encodes 803 amino acids. The transcript has 18 exons. The record is from RefSeq and is a predicted model, not a curated record. Gene Ontology annotation, molecular function: metallopeptidase activity; peptidyl-dipeptidase activity. NCBI's taxonomy places the organism in Eukaryota, Metazoa, Chordata, Mammalia, Chiroptera, Vespertilionidae. Gene Ontology annotation, biological process: proteolysis. Gene Ontology annotation, cellular component: plasma membrane.